Phycodurus eques (leafy seadragon) is the source of this 10460-nucleotide messenger RNA. It is a transcript of the gene ctif, whose product is annotated as CBP80/20-dependent translation initiation factor. Lineage: Eukaryota; Metazoa; Chordata; Actinopteri; Syngnathiformes; Syngnathidae. The transcript is spliced from 14 exons. Gene Ontology annotation, cellular component: cytosol. Gene Ontology annotation, biological process: regulation of translational initiation. The record is from RefSeq and is a predicted model, not a curated record. The coding region runs from base 278 to 2341 and encodes 687 amino acids. Gene Ontology annotation, molecular function: RNA binding; protein binding; translation activator activity.
UAGACGUCACAUUCCUGCAUUCUCUUUCUCACCCCGGUUUUCUACGUUGUCGUGAGCUAACCUUAUCCCCUUCAUUACAUUUCUUCCCAUUCCCCCCCCCCCCCUCUCUCUCCCCCCAACAAACACAGUCAUGACGCGGCGGGUUUGAUACGAGAAGGAGGUGAACCCGGGUUUCAGAGACACAUUCUCAAUUCGGCUUUCGCAAGGCAACGAGACUGACUCGAACCUGGCGUGUUUGAUUGAGAACUUGCCCAGCUGUUCAUUUCGGAUACAGAAGAUGAGGACUUUGAUGGAUUUGUGGAUGAGGAUGGAUCAAAAAAUAGCGUCACUUUCCUCCUGCGCUUCCCCUCCUCAACGCCCACCUGGCGCCGCUGCCUCGGUUCUCAUGGAGAACUCAUCAGUGGCGUCGGCGUCGUCAGAGGCUGGCAGCACGCGCUCGCAGGAGAUUGAGGAGCUGGAGCGCUUCAUUGACAGCUAUGUGCUGGAGUACCAGGUGCAAGGGCUGCUGGGAGACAAGGUUGACGGAGACUUGGACCUGGACCUGGACCUGGACGACGGCAGGAAGGUGCCACAGUGGACGGACAACUGCAGUGACUACAAAGACGGCAGCUGGACCUCCUCACAGGGGAGAGGUUCCUCAAAGCCAGAUGAGUGGGAGCACAGCAGUAAUGGCAGUUCAGGGUCAAGGCCCAGUUCCGGGUCCAGACCGGGUUCUGGCUCUCGAUCUGACAGCAGGGGUCGAAACAACCAGUUUAAAGGCUCUGCCAAGAAUGGGAACAAAGAUGUCUCCUUCGACAUCCUGGGCACAGACAUAUGGGCGGCUAACACAAUGGACUCAUGCGGGGGUACAGGUUGGGAUGUGCAGCCAGAGAAGUUAGACUUCAGCCACUUCCACAGGAAACACACAAGAGCUGUGCCGAAGCACCUGCCGCACAUUGACAGAGAGGGAAUGAGCAAAAACAAGUUUGAGGAUGACGACGGCAUAGACUUAAAUGACAUAGAGAGGUUCCUGCCCCACCUGUGCUCUGUCUUCCCACCCCUUCCUAAUGAGGCUGAGAUCGCGCACACCAAAAAGCUUUUCCGGCGCAAGAGGAACGACCGACGGAGACAACAGCGGGGUCAGGGAGGAGGUAAGAACCAGUCAUCAUCCCCACAACACCAGUGGGAUCAGCAGUCACCCAGCCCAACGGAUGCGGGAGACAACAGAAACAAUGGCCGGUCACCUCGCCACUAUCAGGGCAGACAUGGGCAACGCCCCAGUGGACCCUCGCAUGGUUACAGCCAGAACCGACGCUGGCACCCCAAUCAGAAAGGUCCAGGACAACAGAACCCAGCAGGUUCCGAUAGAGGACCACCUCUGAGAGCAACCAAAGAGACAGAGAAUGUAAAAGUGACAAGCGACAAGCACACGCGACAGAUUGAGGAGCCUCGGGACUGCAAGAGUCCAGCUGACUCGCCCAAGUCUGAGUCAGCGCUGGGCACGAACAUCUCGUCAGACGUGACAGCCGGCAAAGAAAGCCUCGGCUCAUCAGGCCAAGGUCCAUCUAGGGAGCCCCAAAUCAGCUUGCUGCAGUCGUCCAAGGAGAGGUUGCAGAGGAGACUAAAGGACAAGGAGGAGGUGCUAACAGAGGCGUCAGGCGCACCCAGCAUGGACCGCUUGGUGAGGCUUCUCAACAGCAUGAGGAGCAACAGCAGUGGCGUGGAGGAGCAUCUGACCUCCUUCAUGGAGGAGGCGCAGAGCUCUGCGCGCUCCGAGGAAACCCUGACCCAGGUGGUGGGCACCAUCUAUGACAAGACAGUGUUGGACCGGAGCUUCGCUGCCACCGCCGCUAAGCUGUGCGACAAGAUGGCGCUCUUCAUGGUGGAUGGGACCAAGUUUAGGUCCCUGCUGCUCAACCUGUUGCAGAAGGACUUUGCCCGUCGUGCGGAGCUGCAGCGGUCAGACGUGGAGGUGUGGUUGGGCUUCAUCACUUUCCUGUGCGAGGUGUUUGGGAUAAUGAGGAGCAGUUCCGGAGAGCCCUUUCGGGUCCUGGUGUGUCCCAUCUACACCUGCCUGCGAGAGCUGCUGCAGUCGAAAGACAUCAAGGAAGACGCCGUGCUUUGCUGCUCUAUGGCGCUGCAGAGCUCCGGGAGGCUCCUGGAGGAGCAGCUGCCCGAGAUGAUGACGGAGCUGCUUGCGGCCGUGCGCGACAAGAUGUUGAGCCCGGCUGAGUCACCCCUGACCCGCUCGCUCCUCAUGGAGGUAGUGGAGCUGCACGCACACCGCUGGAGCCCCCUGGAAGCACUCACUACGCAGUACUACGACCGCACCAUCCACAAGCUCACCAUGGCCUCAGCCUAGACCUGCCAUUUCAUCCCGAACUUUUGGUACAGACGAUUGCGUUUUGGGCCGCUAGGGGCAGUGUAGGAUGGGAGCAGCUUAUCCGUUGGGAAUAGAGAGAUGUUAAGAGGAGGAGGAUGAGGGGUGCCUGUGUCUUCAUUGUCCUCCACCCCCUCCUCUCGUUCCAUCCUCCAGCGCUCGUGGCUGAUAAAAGACAGAAAAUGGAGGCAGGGAGAAGACACGGUGCCGCUGUCUGUGUGCACCGUCUGCCCUCCCCUCCACAGGGACCCUGGGUCAGGAGGUCCUGCUGCGGGACUCAAGCACGCCCACACCAUCCCCCAUAACCUCCCAUCCCCCGCCCUUUGUCUCCCUCCCUUAGCAGGAAGCCUUUUUUGUGGGGAUGAGACAGCGGGCCUGCUGGGCCCGGCUGGGCUCGGGAUAAGGAUCAGGCUGGCUAGAGUAGGGUGGCAGAUGGCGGCUAGAGCCCUUGUGAGAGACGCAUACACACACAGACACUCACUCAAAACACACACGCAUGCAUGGCAACCAAGCAUCCCUCUCCACCAUAGAAAAAUAGGAAAUAAGGGGGGUCGUCAGCAUUAGAGGAGCAUUAAAAAACACACACACACACAGUGCUGUUAAACCUUUUGUUUUUGUCUCCCAAGCCGUGCACAUCCACACUCAUAAUAACCGUUUUUUAAAAAUAUAUAUUUAUUAUAACCAUUUGAUUUUACCAUCGGAUUCUUACCAAGUACUAUUAGAGCCACACUGAAAAGAGAAAAACGCUAACAUUACGAGAAAAAUGUGGAAAUAUAAGAAUAAUUUUUUGAUGUUGGACAAAUACAUUGCGCAGAGUGCAAUGUUACGUGAAUAAAGAGGUUAUCAUAGGAGAAAGAAAUUGUAAUAAACGAACGUUUUAAAGCUAUGAAAUGAAUUGGGAAAGUUGUAAUUUCACAAUGACAUUCUUACUGAUUCACAAAUAAAGUUGUAAUAAUACAAGAAAACGUAAAGUUCUGCAAAUAAAUGUGUACAAAAGUUGUAGUGUUUCGAGAAUGAACCAAUGUUCCGAGCAAGGCGCAAUGUUAUGUGAAUAAUAUCUAAUUUCCCUUUACGUGAAUAUCUAAUUUCUCCUCACGGGAUCGAUCAAUCACUUGAUCGAUUGAACUAUCUAUUUAAAAGAUGUAAGAUUACGACAAAAAGUCAUCAUAGGAGAAUGAAGUCGUAAUAAGAAGUAGUUGAUGUAAAGCUAGGAAAUUAACUUGGUAUUGUAAGGGGAAAAAAGUCAAUAUUACAAUGGCAGUCUUAAUGAUACACAUAAAAAAGAGUAUGACAAAAAAAUUGUAACGUGAAAAGAAUAAUAGUUAUGUGACUAAUAUUUUGGGCAAAGUAAGUCUUAAGUCUCGUGAAUUGUCAAGUUUGGACAAUUAAGUUGACUUCUAGGAAAAAAGGCAAGGCAAAUGCCUAUAUAGCGCAUUUCAUACACAAGGUAACUCAAUGUGCUUUACAUGAUUAAAAGCAUUUAAAAACAAAGAGCAUAAGACAUUUUAAAAAGUACAGAAAACUUGUGCAAAAGUGCAAGAAAGGUCAUUUAAAUAAUGGAAAUGCUCUAUAAUGCUUAAUGAUAACCAUGAGAAGAAGAAAAAAAAAAAAAAAAAGAAUAGUUUUUAACCUGAACUUAAAACUAUUGGCACUUGGGGCUGAUUACACUUGUGUUGGCAACUUAUUCCAUUUGUGUGCAGCAUAGCAGCUAAAUGCUGCUCCACCAUGUUUGCUUUAGAAUCUGUGCUGAGUCUGUAGAGCUCAGAACCCUGCUAGAUUUAUAUUCUAUUAGCAUUUAUUUAAUGUAUCCAUGACCUAAACCAUUUAGUGAUUUAUAGACCAGUAACAGAACUUUCAAGUAUUGUAUAGCUGACUCGGAGCCAGUUUAGAGACGUUAAAAUUGGCGUAAUGUGCGUUGAUCUCUUUCUUGUGGUCAGAAUCCGAGACAGACACUGGCCCGACCGUGCCAAUAAAAAUGGCAUGAAUAAAUACGAUGAAACCAAGCGAUGAAAUCAAUACAUUCUUGCUUUUAAAUGUAAUAUUAAAAAUAUAUUCUGAAUAUUAUUUAAUAUUCAAUAUUUUGAGUUUUAUCCAAUUAUAUUAUUAUUGGAUUUUUGCGCAUGUCACAUGAAUUCAGGUUAAAGCCCUCUCAUAAAUCCCAGAAAAAAUAAAUCUAUACAUUGCCACGUUCACAGCAAGCUAACUUACCUAUUACUAUUGCUUUUUAUCAAGGAGUGUGGCUAAACGGAGCGGCUGCAUCGAUCGCCUCAUUCAAUGACGUGCGCUGCGCUACGCACAUUGCUCGCAUGCAUUUUGCCCACAGAGACUGUACACUUCACUAUUUCAUCCCCAGGGAGAUAUAAAAAUAUAAAUAUUGUUAAGCAUUGUUGUAAUGGUAUAAUAAGUAUUUUUUACUUUGGAGUGACGAAUAAAAGCAGCAAGAAUAAUGCACCAGAAAGUCCGGGAGCAUCAUCCUCCCAAAUUGAAAAAAUAACUGCAGAAAGUAUAAAAAUUAUUCAUUCAUUCAUCUUCCGUUCCGCUUAUCCUCACUAGGGUCGCGGGCAUGCUGGAGCCUAUCCCAGCUAUCUCCGGGCGAGAGGCGGGGUACACCCUGAACUGGUCGCCAGCAAAUCGCACGGUACAUAUGGACAAACAACCAUACGCGCACACAUUCACACCUACAGGCAAUUUAGAGUCCUCAAUUAACCUACCCUGCAUGUUUUUGGGAUGUGGGAGGAAACCGGAGUACCCGGAGAAAACCCACGCAGGCACGGGGAGAACAUGCAAAUUCCACACAGGCGGGGCCCGUAUUUGAACCCCGGGCCUCAGAACUGUGAGGCAGAUGUGCUAACCAGUCGUCCGCCGUAUACAAAUUUGUAUAAAGCAAAAAGACCGAGACAAUUUAGAGUCAUGGCUGCAGAAGUAUCUGGGAAUUUUUGGAAAAAAAAUGCUCUCCUCUAAUGUAAGCCCAGUGUGGAGAACAGACAAAUUAGUGACCCCAGUAGUGCACUGGUUGUGGGAAAGUCCUCCUCCAGGGCCCAGGGACUUGAUGCCCAUUGGAGGUCCUUGCAGCACAUCAAUGAACUCAAUGAAAGCUUAAACAUUUGCCAAUUGACACAUUUAAAAACUGAUGACUGACAUUUAAGAACUUAUCCAUUGUCACUUUCCAUUGUGAUACUUUGCAUGGUUUCUUUACGAAAACGUUAUGUGGUUCAUUUAUAAAAGGUGUAAUGUCAAGAUGAGUGAUGGGAGUAAAAGUUCGUUAUUCCACUUAAUUACAACCCCAAUUCCAAUGAAGUCGGGACGUUGUGUUAAACAUAAAUAAAAACAGAAUGCAAUGAUUUGUAAAUCAUGUUCAACCUAUAUUUAAUUGAAUACACUACAAAGACAAGAUAUUUAAUGUUAAAAUUGAUAAACUUGAUUGUUUUUAGCAAAUAAUCAUGAACUGAAAGCUGGGACAGGUGGCAAAAAAGACUGAGAAAGUUGAGGAAUGCUCAUCAAACACCUGUUUGGAACAUCCCACAGGUGAACAGGCUAAUUGGGAACAGGUGGGUGCCAUGAUUGGGUAUAAAACGAGCUUCCCUGAAUUGCUCAGUCAUUCAGAAGCAAAGAUGGGGCGAGGUUCACCUCUUUGUGAACAAGUACGUGAGAAAAUAGUCGAACAGUUUAAGGACAAUGUUCCUCAAUGUACAAUUGCAAGGAAUUUAAGGAUUUUGUCAUCGAUGGUCCAUAAUAUCAUCAAAAGGUUCAGAGAAUCUGGAGAAAUCACUGCAUGUAAGCGGCAAGGCCGAAAACCAACAUUGAAUGCCCGUGACCUUUGAUCCUUCAGGCGGCGCUGCAUCAAAAACCGGCAUCAAUGUCUAAAGGAUAUCACAACAUGGGCUCAGGAACACUUCAGAAAACCAAUGUCAGUAUAUACAGUUCGGCGUGACAUCCGUAAGUGCAACUUGAAUCUCUACUAUGCAAAGCAAAAGCCAUUUAUCAACAAUACCCAGAAACGCCGCCGGCUUCUCUGGGCCCGAGCUCAUCUAAGAUGGACUGGUGCAAAGUGGAAAAGUGUUCUGUGGUCCGACGAGUCCACAUUUCAAAUUGAUUUUGGAAUUUGUGGACGUCGUGUCCUCGGGGCCAAAGAGGGAAAGAACCAUCCGGACUGUUAUGGACGCAAAGUUCAAAAGCCAGCAUCUGUAAUGGUAUGGGGCUGUGUUAGUGCCAAUGGAAUGGGUAACUUACACAUCUGUGAAGGCACCAUUAAUACUGAAAGGUACAUACAGGUUUUGGAGAAACAUGCUGCCAUCCAAGCAGCGUCUUUUUCAUGGACGCCGCUGCUUAUUUCAGCAAGACAAUGCCAAACCACAUUCUGCAUGUUACAACAGCGUGGCUUCGUAGUAAACUAGUGCGGGUACCAGACUGGCCUGCCUGCAGUCCAGACCUGUCUCCCAAUGAUAAUGUGUGGCGCAUUAUGAAGCGUAAAAUACGACAACGGAGACCCCGGACUGUUGAACAGCUGAAGCUGUACAUCAAGCAAGAAUGGGAAAGAAUUCCACCUACAAAGCUUCAACAAUUAGUGUCCUCAGUUCCCAAACGUUUAUUGAAUGUUGUUAAAAGAAAAGGUGAUGUAACGGAGUGGUAAACAUGACCCUGUCCCAGCUUUUUUGGAAUGUGUUGUAGCCAUAAAAUUAAUGAUAAAGUUAAUGAUUAUUUGCUAAAAACAAUAAAGUUUAUCAGUUUGAACAUUAAAUAUCUUGUCUUUGUAGUGUAUUCAAUUAAAUAUAGGUUGAACAUGAUUUGCAAAUCAUUGUAAUCUGUUUUUAUUUAUGUUUAACGCAAUGUCCCAACUUCCUUGGAAUUGGGGUUAUACAAUUAAUCAUCUGAUCAUUUAUGUCACGACACAUUAAAAACAUGCAAAACAACUAAUUCCACCGAAGUAAUAUUUUCUUAAAGGCUGAAAUAAACAAUAUAAAGAUGCUUAAUAUAAAAUAGUCAUUGAAACUUCAAAUAUAUCAUAUAUGAAUAUUCAGAGCCACUACCGGACCACGACUCAAAAAAGCUUAACAUCGGACCGUGUUCUAAGAAUAACCAUUCACGCUUCUCUUGUAAUUCUUUUUGCCUUUUCAGUGUGGUGUUAAUACUCCUUAGCAUACAGUACAUUCUCGAUACUCGGUUUCCUGAUUUUCAACAUGUACAUAUGAGAUUUAGCACCAGGUCUUAUUGCACACGUUUGAGUUGGUUGCAGUGUUAUGAGGUGAUUUGGACUAAACAAACAAAAUGGAUAAAUAGAAAGCAUAGCGGCAGUGAAAAUAAAUUAUUGAGCUAAAAAGUAGAUAUAACACUUUUUUUGUGUGUUGGGGGCGGAAUAGGAAAAAACGGGGGAUGGCAAAUGAAAUGUAUCUGACAUUUACCUGGAGCCAUCCUUUGCGGUGAAUAUUUGGUGUGGCAUUAUUUGAUGGUGUUUAUUGUGUUUUAGGAAUAAUGACCUUUACUAACCUGUGUCUUGUGAAGACCACAUAGCCAAAAAAUCUCUAUACAUAUUUAUCUAUGACGCUAAUGUGCGCUAUGAUCGGUCAUGUAGCAUCUGUGAAUGGGCUCUCUGUAAUCUGCGUUCAGUAUAUUUCCAAGUAUUUAAAAAAAAAAACACUUGAAGUUGGCAAAAGAAAUGUUAUGGGAAAACACCCGGAAAAUUUCUACCAGGAAUUAGCUUGAUGCUUUAAUGAACACAAACAAACAGUGUCACAAUUCAGGGGCCGCAUCCUUCGAGGGGCGUAUUCAUCUACGAAAGGCCCUCGUUAAGUGGGACGAUCGUGACUUUUUACGUUAUGAUGGUAGGUGGCUACAUAUUAGCCUCAUUAACGUCAUGUAUUUUAAACUGAAGUUUUACAGUUGCAAGAAGAAUUAACACAUCUAGCGUGAAAACCUUUACAUUGGUGUCGUUUUUCUGCAGUCUGAAACUACACUGUUUGAUACUCCCAUGAUCCCAUGCAACGUCGCAGGCAAACUUAAUUGAGUCUUUUUCAUUAAAUGUGCUAAAAACACAUGCAUUCAUAUAGUCUGCCAUGCUUAAAUCCAAUGUAUUUUCCUGGUAUCGAUACAUUACCUUUUAAAACGAUUUUAAAUCGAGUUAUGUCAUCCGGGAGGCCAACUUGCCGAGCAUACUGUCGAUCGAUGCAGUUGGAUCGGAGGGAUAUGAAUCGAUACAUCGAUGAUGUGAAUGAAUUGUUACACUCCUAGUAGCGAAGCAUUCUGCAAAAAAAUGAAAAAAAUUGUAACGUCAUGACAAAAAAAGUUGCAGCGCUACAUGUUCAUCAGAAUAUUAUGGGAUAAAAUGGUGUACUGUUAGUUGAAAUGACAAGCAUGAAAUACUUUUUUCUGAAAAAAGGUUUCUAGAAUGAAGUCGUAAAUUUAAAAAAGUCGCAAAGCUCCGAAGGAUUUACUAUUGCAAGAAAAUAGUUGUAACUUUAUCAAAAUAAAUUUGCAAAAAGGUAAUGUUACAAUAAUAAAGUUUUAAUAAUACAAGAAAAUUUCCAGAGCUACCAAAUAUUUCUUGUAAUAGAAGAAUAAAGUUGUUAUAUUGCAGAGGGGAAAACGUAUUAUGAGAAUAGUUUUAAUAUUUUGAAAGUUGCAAAGCUAUGGAAUAUUCGUACUAUAAAAAUAAUAAUAAUGUGAUACUAAUAAUAAUGAUAUUGCGGGGGGAAGUAAAGUUACGAGUCAAAUUGUAAUAUUACUAGAAUAGUUAAAACGCUACGAAAUGGUCGUACUACAGGAAAACGUUGUAUGAGAUGUAAUAUUGCACAAAGCAAUAUAGAUGUAAUGUAGCAAAAAUGAAGUCAUGUUUCUUCUAGAAAAAAAGUCAAGGUUAUGACAAUAAAGUCAAUAUUACAAGAAGGAAGUUGUAAUGCUGUGAGAGAAGUUGCAAAGCUACGAAACAGUCGAAAUACUACUACUACUAAGUAAGUUGAAAAUCUACAGGAAAAAAAGUUGUAACAUUACAAGAAUAGUCCUGAGGUUCCGGGAAAAAGUUGUAACAUUAUGAGAAAAUGUUGCAAAGCUACAAAAUAUUACGAGAAGUAUUGAAGCUACGAAACAGUCGUAAUAUUACGUGAAAUAAGUUGUAAUAGUACAGGAAUAAAGUCGUGAUAUUACACAAAAAGUCGUAAUGAUUCAAGAAUAAAGUUGUGAUGCUGCGAGAAAAGUCGCAGAGCUAUAAAAUAUUUGUAGUAUUGCAAGAAUAAAGUUGUAAUAUUACAGGGAAAAAAACUGAACACUACGAUAAAGUUGUAAUAAUACAGGAAAGAAGUCGUAACGUUAUGAGAAUAAAGUUUUAAUAUUACGAGAAAUCUCAAAGCUACUUAAUAACUGUAACAUUACAAGAAUGAAGUUGUAAUUUGGACGCCCUUUGCGGUGUUACGCGUUGUCCUUCCGAAUGAUCUUACCCCUGAAUCGGGACACAGUGACACCAAAGGCGUGUAAUGGGACGAAAACGUCAUAGUUCUGCACCAGUUUAGGCCGACAAAUGACCUUUUUUUGACAUUAUUUUUAGUGCCUUAGAGGGAAUUGAAGAUCGACAAGUAGCCCAAAAGCCAAUUAAAAUCCGGCCUCAUGGCUAGAUUUAGCCUAUAGCUUAGCAUGUGACGUCAAGUACCCUUGCACCCCUAAUACACAGUGUACAUGCUUGUGCUUACACAGCGUGUUUAUUUUUUUUUUGUAUUAUGAUUUCCUCUGUCUUGCAUCAAGAAUUCAGAUCAUGUGUAAUAGAAACCUCAUCACUCGGAUGAUGAUGAUGUCUUGAUGAUGUCAACUUGUUUCAUUUCUAGCUUUCUAUUGAAGUUAAGCUCAUUUAUAUAUGCGGGGGGGAAAAGAGAAAAGACUUGUGAAACAGUUGUGACACCUAGCUUGCAAGUGUGUAAGUGGUGGUAUUACUGUGGUUUAGCCACCAACGCAAGUUUUUGUUAUGCAAGAAAAAAAUAGUGUGUGUGUGGGGGGGGGGGGCUGCCCCCUCCUUGUCUGUGCCCGUGGAGCCUCCUCAGUCCCUCCCCCAUGCCGGUUUGCAUAUUGUUGUGAAUAUUAACACUUAAAUGCCUGCGGGCUCCACUCGGAUGCCUGUUUG